CGAGCGGCCGGCGGCGGAGGGCGGGGGGCGCGGGCCAAGCAGGAAGUGGCUGAGGAGAAGCGGGCGCCGCGGAGGGGCCGGGCCGGGAUCCGGGCGCCCCCCGCCCGCAGCUGCAGACCCUGCGCUAUUCCUCACCAUGGGGGACAUGAAAACUCCGGAUUUCGAUGACCUGCUGGCAGCUUUUGAUAUCCCUGACAUUGACACAAACGAAGCCAUCCAUUCUGGCCAUGAGGAAGCGGAUGCUCACAUCAAGCAAGUCCCUGGAGAGCCGGGACCCCCUGACCAUGUCCUGCCCCACACAGACAUCACUGCUGUCAGUGUGAUCGUGAAGAACACGGUGUGCCCCGAGCAGCUCGAUGCCCUGGAUGGGCGCAGCAAAGACGGGCACGUCAUUGGCUCCCGCUUGCUGCAGAAUGGCUUUGGGGCCACCGAGAUGCCCAGAUCCCCCACCUCCAGGUCUGUGGAAGCUGUAGCCUCCUCCAACGGGGAGUGUUGGGUGAAGGAAAAAGGCCCCAAGCCCCUGGAUAUCUUUUCCCAUUUUAGCCCCGAUCCCAAUGAAGACAACACUGCCAACCUGAUUGACAGACCCCGGGAGUGCAAGGCCAAAGAGAAGUCCCUUGCUGUGCCCUCCCUCUCCCCAUCUCCCACCCUGUCCCUGGACUGCAAAGAGCCCAUGGGAGAGAGCACGGAGAACCUGCCCCCGGCUUUCCCGCAGCCCUUUGAAAGCGGCCAGGCCGGGGGUGCCCAUGGCUCCCCUCCUGCCAUCUCCUGCAUCAAGAAGGAGGAGUCUGACUCGGAGGAGGUGGGCCGCGAAGCCAGCCCAAAGGGUUUGGCUGCAGCCUUGGGGGACAGCCCCUUGGAGCACCUGAAAUCAGUCACCGUGCGCUACUCCGCGGAUGAUUCUCCCAUCACGUCCUGGCCUGGAUCAGACCCGAACCUGGACAGCAGCACCAGCAACCUUCCUGAAGUGAAGCACUCACCCGCCAGCCCCCGGGAGCCCUUCUUCAAGCCCUCCUCCCCAGUGGUACAAAGCCCCAGGCUCCCCACGUCUACGAAGCACCUGGACAGCAUCGCCCUCAAAGAAGAGCAUGAAGUUCUGGACAAGUCCAUGGGAAGUCCGCAGAGCAUGUCCAGUGCUGAGGAGGAGGAGGAGGAAGAAGACAACAACAAUGAUUCCCCUUCCUCCAACUCCUCACGGCCCCUGAAGGUGCGGAUUAAAACCAUCAAAACCUCCUGUGGCAGCAUCACCCGGACCGUGACCAGGGUCUCAUCGGACUCCGAGCCCGGCUCCACCAAGGGCCCACCUGAGCACAGCUCUCAAGAGACCUCUCUGGAGGGCGCCAGCUUCUCAGCAUCGGCAGACAAAGAGGAAGGGAUCGUGCUGGAGGUGUCCAAGGACAAAAUGGAGCUCUCCAGCCCCUUGAAAAGCACGGAGGGGCCAAAAAUCGUCAGUGUUCAGCUUGGCAACGGCACCAAGCUCAAAGGGACUGUCCUGCCCGUCUCCACCAUCCAGAACGCCAGCAGCGCCAUGCUGAUCGCCGCCAGUGUGGCUCAGCAGAAAUCCAUGGUGCUGCCAGCAAAGACAGGUAAGGCUGUGGCCAAGAACAUCAUCAACCUGGUGCCGCAGACCCUGCCCAAGGCCGACACCAGGACCAGCGUCAGCACCGUGACGCAGACCAGCACCAUCACCACCACAGCCAACCAGAAGGUCAACGGCACCACAGUGGUGAUGGUGCAGCCGCAGAAGCCUUCCCCUACCAUUGCAGGCACGGUCAUUUCCAGGAGCCAGUCCAGCCUCGUGGAAGCCUUUAACAAGAUCCUCAACAGUAAGAACCUCUUGCCAACGUACAAACCCAACCUGAACCCCCCGGCCGACGCCAGCCUCACGCUGCCUCCCUUCGGGUACCGCUGCCUGGAGUGCGGCGAUGCCUUUGCCCUGGAGAAGAGCUUGGCUCGGCACUACGACCGGCGCAGCAUGCGCAUCGAGGUCACCUGCAACCACUGCACCAAGCGCCUCGUCUUCUUCAACAAGUGCAGUUUGCUGCUGCACGCCCGCGAGCACAAGGACAAGGGCCUGGUGAUGCAGUGCUCCCAUCUGGUUAUGAGGCCCAUCGCUUUGGAUCAAAUGAUCGGGCAGCCGGACAUCACCCCCCUGGUCUCAGUGACCUCCUUCCCUGCUGGCAAAGUGACUGGUGUGGCUCAGGACACCUUGGCCACCGCCAACGGGGCUCAGGACCUCCCCAUCCUGCCUCUGAGCAACAGCUCGGAGCAGACCAACUACAGCUGCUUCAGGUGCCUGGAGUGCAAAGAGCAAUGCAAAGACAAAGCUGGGCUGGCUGCGCACUUCCAGCAGGCAGUGAGCACAGGGACGAGCAGCAGCACGGUUUGCACCACGUGCCCCAUGAUCAUGUCCAAUCGCUGCAGCUUCAAUGCCCAUCAGCGCAUCCACAAGAACCGCCCGCCCCACGUCUGCCCCGAGUGUGGGGGGAACUUCCUGCUGGCCAACUUCGAGGCUCACCUCAAGGACGCCUGCCUGCACUUCUCCCGCAGGGUGGGCUACAGGUGCCCCAGCUGCGCCGUGGUCUUCGGUGGGGUCAACUCCAUCAAGUCCCACAUCCAGACCUCCCACUGCGAGGUGUUCCACAAGUGCCCCAUCUGCCCCAUGGCAUUCAAGUCAGCCCCCAGCGCCCACGCGCACGUCUACACACAGCACCCUGGCUUCAGCAACCAGCAGUCCAAAAUGAUUUACAAGUGUGCCAUGUGCGACACGGUUUUCACCCACAAGCCCCUGCUCUCCUCCCACUUCGACCAGCAUCUCCUGAACCAGCGGGUCAGCGUCUUCAAGUGCCCGGACUGCCCGCUGCUCUUCGCCCAGAAGCGCACCAUGCUGGAGCACCUGAAGAACACUCACCAGCCCCAGAAGCCCAAGGAGGACCUGGCAAAGAAGGCGUCCAUCCUGCUGACACCGAAGCAGGAGCCUCUUGAGACCCCCGUGUCCAAGAUGUCGGAGUCGUCGUCGUCCUCCACGGAGGAGGAUGAACCCCCCAGCUCCCCUGAGCUGCGCAAGACCAAGCGGAGCCGCUUCCAGCGCAAGACGGUCAACAAGUCCAAGGGCAGCGGGUGGACGUGCGGCGUCUGCCACUCCUGGUUCCCGGAGCGCGAUGAGUACGUCUCCCACAUGAAGAAGGACCAUGGCAAGUCGGUGAAGAAGUUCCCAUGCCACCUCUGCGAGCGCUCGUUCUGCUCUGCUCCCAGCCUCCGGAGACACGUGCGAGUGAACCACGAAGGGAUCAAGCGCGUCUAUCCCUGCCGGUACUGCACAGAGGGCAAGAGGACCUUCAGCAGCCGGCUCAUCCUGGAGAAGCACAUCCAGGUGCGACACGGGAUCAAGGUGACCGACCAGGCAAAGAGCCAGGAGGUUGUUAUUGCCCGGAUAGGGACUGGCACCAUGCAGGCAUCCGGUCGGAAGCGGAAGCUGUCCUCGGAUGAUGGUGAUUCCUGCAGCGAGGAGCCCGACAGCACCACCCCCCCCUCCAAAACCUCCAAGGGCGACCGCAAGGCCCCAUUGCGGUGCCGCAAGUGCGGGUACCUGGCGAGCAGCUCUGCCGACUUCCAGGAGCACAUCCCCCAGCACCGGACUGACGAGAGCUCGCACCAGUGCCGUGAGUGUGGGCUCUGCUUCACCUCCCAGGUGUCCCUCAACCGCCACCGCUUCAUCACCCACAAGAAGAAGAAGGGAGCGGGGGAGCUGGAGCAGCCGGGGCCCCGGAGCCCGCUGGAAGGAGGAGCCCCGCACGCGGGCGAUGGGAAGCUCUCCUGCAAGGUGUGCGGCCGCUGCUUCGACAGCCAGCUCAACCUCAAGACCCAUUUCCGUACCCACGGCAUGGCCUUUAUCCGGGCCAGGCAGAACGCGAGCCCCGAGAACUAGGGCCCUGGCAGCGGCAAUGAGACGUGUACAUAACGAGCACAGGGCUCCUUGGGACCAGGGCUCUCCCUCCCUCCCUUCCUGCUCCUGGGCAGCGUUUUCAGCACGGGGCUGGAUGAAAGAGCCGUGAAGAGAAGACCCCAGCUCGGGGCACCCGGCUGCAUCCCCCAGGCCGGGGACUUGCCCCCUUCUGCUUUGUGGGCAGGAGCCAGGGGAAGGCAGGGAUUGCCUGGGCAGGAGAUGAGAGGCAGAGCCUGGAUGCACGGGCCCUGCUCUGGGGAGAGCACCCGGCCCUCGGGAGGGACAGCACCUUCCUUCCGCAGGGAUGGUUUGCACACCGGAGCGAUGCUCUCCUCUACACUGUGGGGCUCUCUUCAGCCCUUCCGUCUGCGUUGUGCUGUGAUGAAAGCAGAGCCUGGUUGAGGCCGUGUCCGUGCAGGACCCAGGGAGAUGUCUCCAUCGCAGGACAGAGACAGCUGCGCUGGGAGCUUGGCACAGCAAAAUCCACCUUUUCUUUUGGUUUCGUUUGGGUUUUGGUUGGUUGGGUUCAGUUUCUUUUUUUUUCCCUUCUGAAUGUUCCUUAUUUCCCAUUUUGCCGGCGCUGGGAUCUGGGGAGAAGCCGAAUCCGGCCUCUCCUUGGCUCCAUUCACCUGCCCUGAGCAUGAGGUUCCCCUUCACCAUCACUGGCACUGACUUCAGCCGCUCAUCGCUUCGUGCCACAGGACAGCCCCAGCUGGCACCUUCCCUUUGGCAGCAGAACAGAAGCCAAGAGAAGGGGCUCUGGGCAGGAUGAGCCCCAUGGCAGCACCAUCCCCACCCCAUGGAGCUGCACCGAGGGCAGGAUCGGUGCCGGCCACUACAGAGGGAAAGGUGCUGCCAAACCCCAUCACAGACUGAAACAGUGGGGCCUGGGGGGGGAGCUUCUCCAGGGGUGCUGCUGCACCCCCCUCCUGCCCUGCUCCCGGCACCGCUCUGGAGCCAUGGAGCAGCCUCAUCCCCUCCUUUGCACUGGGAACAGUGGCACCCCCCAUAGAAACUACUGGCAAAGACCCUUCCUCCUCGUUGUGUGCUUGGGGUGUUUGUGUGAGUACCGGGUUCAGUCCUUUCCCUUCGGGCUCCUCUCCUUGUGCGGUCCCCCUGACGCUCUGUAAAGCUGUAGCACACACUAAAGGUGACAAAACCACCCCCCUGCUGUUGUGA
Messenger RNA from Melopsittacus undulatus (budgerigar), 5125 nucleotides. It is a transcript of the gene ZNF687, whose product is annotated as zinc finger protein 687. The transcript has 9 exons. Lineage: Eukaryota; Metazoa; Chordata; Aves; Psittaciformes; Psittaculidae. Bases 137 to 3928 code for a protein of 1263 amino acids. The record is from RefSeq and is a predicted model, not a curated record.